Odontomachus brunneus is the source of this 7009-nucleotide messenger RNA. RefSeq lists its product as uncharacterized. Gene Ontology annotation, molecular function: signaling receptor activity; neurexin family protein binding. NCBI's taxonomy places the organism in Eukaryota, Metazoa, Arthropoda, Insecta, Hymenoptera, Formicidae. Gene Ontology annotation, biological process: presynaptic membrane assembly; postsynaptic membrane assembly; neuron cell-cell adhesion. Gene Ontology annotation, cellular component: cell surface; synapse; postsynaptic membrane. The record is from RefSeq and is a predicted model, not a curated record. Bases 787 to 5313 code for a protein of 1508 amino acids. The transcript has 14 exons.
UCGUCGGGACGAAACGGGAAGCUUUCGACACGUGCUCCCGUGCCGCGCCGAAAAAGAUCACGAGUGCGCAAUUACCUAACAGCCGGCCGUUUGGGCUUCGCGGCUUGGAUUUUCGGUCAAACAGACGCGGUCUGCUCUCCGAAACGCGUUAAACUUCCGCUGGCUCGUCCGAGUUGUCGCGCGCACCGCGUGCCCGACUGUGAGGUGUAAUUAUUUUCCGAGUUACUCCGAAUUCUUACCGCGGUCAAGAGAAACAGCCGCGGAAACUGAAUUCAUCGUGCCGCUGGGAAUUCCCGAAUAGGAUGCAGGGAAGGGUAAAGGGGUCGAUGUUCGAUCACUUUCCGGGGAGGCUGUAGAAUCGAAGAGAGGAUACAGAAAUUCAUCGCCGUGUAACGAUGUAACCAGCUUAACAAAUAGAUAACGCCAAGUGCGCUUUUGUCAAGGGAGAAUUCGCCGCAAAGUCCUUCAAAUAGGAUUCCUUUUUUUUUCUCAGCGAGGGUGACUUUUACUAAGCUUCGACUAAAUUAAUCGUCGAUUAAUUCCGUUGUGACUAGCAGAGAAUUGUUUAUUCCAUUUAACUAUUUGCUUUGAUGAUGGUGGCAAUUAAAUUUGGUGGUAAAUUGUACUGAUUUGAUUCUGGUUAAACUGACAAGUUAAUGAUGCAAAACAGAACGCAAGAAUUCGACUGAAGUGCGUUCGGAGUGUUAAUAAUCUCGGUGACGCGCUCGCAAAGGAUGAACUGAAUUUGGUGCUGUGAAAUCAACGUACGCGAAACAAACACUCAAGAUGCUGCGAUUGGAACUGCUGGGCCUUUUGCUGCUGGCUUGCACGCAGAUUCUCACGGAACAUUACCACGAAUCGCAAAGUCAGUACGGCCAUCACCGGCGCUCCAAAGAAAUAAUAUUGACGAGGGAAGUUCGCGUGAAGGAGGGCCGAUUGCGCGGUAAGGUGGUCCAACCGAGAACCAUUCACAAUUUGCAGUUGGUCGAUGUUUUCGUAGGUAUCCCUUAUGCGGAACCUCCGGUGGGAUCCUUGAGAUUUUCACCGCCACAAUCGCCACGGUCAUGGAGAGAAGUACGGCGGUCGUUGGAAUUUGCCCCAGUUUGCCCGCAAGUCCUGCCAAAUCUACAAGAGGAGGUGAAGCCGGUCAGGUACAAGUACUUGGAGAGACACUUGCCGAAUCUAAGGAACCAGAGCGAGGAUUGUCUCUAUCUCAACAUCUACGCUCCUCAUCAGCCCGAAAAUCAGAGAAUUCUAAGAAAAUACCCGGUCAUGGUGUUCAUCCACGGCGAUAAGUGGAAUAGCGGCAAUCCCUACGACGGCACCAUAUUGGCGGCUUAUGGCAAUGUCGUCUUCGUUACGAUUAACUUCCGACUCGGCAUUUUGGGCUUCCUGAGACCUGGGAUUAGGGACGAAGCAGCGAGCAACUUCGGUCUGUUGGAUCAAAUAGCGGCUUUGCUUUGGCUACGGGAAAACAUCGCGGAGUUUGGAGGCGAUCCUAACAGCGUCACUUUAGUCGGUCACGGGAAUGGAGCCAUCUUCGCUAAUCUACUCCUAAUCAGCCCGGUUGCCAAUAAGAAAGGUUUGUUCAAACGAGCUAUCCUGAUGUCCGGAUCGGCGAUGAGCGCAGACGCCAUCGGUAAGGCGCCCUUGCAGAUAACCAAACAGGUGGCGCACGCUCUCAACUGUCCCACCACCAACGACAGAGAGCUGGCUGGAUGCUUGCGUAACCAGGACGUAGACACGUUGCUACGCGUGAAAAUCCACAAGCCGAAAUACGUGCCGGCUUACGCGCCGCUAAUCGACCGCGCUGUUAUCCCUGACAAGCCGUUCAAUUUAAUGGAGAACGUCCAACUCUUUGGCAGGUUCGACUUGAUGUACGGUGUGACAGCAUCCGAAAAAUUUCACAUCCUGCCACCAGUUGCUUUGUUGCACGGUAUGCUUGAUGGACAAAGGGACGAAAUCUUGCGAGACCACGCCAAAGCGACGCACGAGCUGGAGCCGGACCUGAUACUGUCGAAAGUGCUGGAGCAAUACGGCGAUUUUUCGAGCGGAUUCACGAACGACUACGCCACGAAGAAUCGGGACAUGGUGCUGGAGGCGCUAUCCGACAGCGGCACCGUGGCGCCGUUAAUAAUGACUGCCAAUUUGCAUUCAAGGGCGAACCCGAAGAGCUACAUGUACGUCUUCUCGCAUCCGAAAGCUAUGCAAGACUAUUCUGGCCAACAACAUCUACGUACCGUGCAUGGCGAAGAGCUACCCUACGUAUUGGGUGAUCCGCUGGACAACGACUCACGGGGUCGAUAUAGUACGAGGGAAACGCUAUUUUCGGAAGCGAUUAUGAACUGGUGGUGCAGCUUCGCCUACAUCGGGAACCCCAACGUCGCCAAGCGAUAUCCCUACUUGACUGACGGGUCCAUGGAAUGGGGUCAGUACGACAUCGACUGGCCGGAAUACGAUCCCGUCAAUCAGACAUACUUCAACCUAACAAUACCGCCCAACAUAGGUGUGCACUAUCGGUCAGCGGAUAUGCAGUUCUGGAAUGAGGACUUACCCAAUCUGCUCAGGCACCCGAAUAAAGAAAUGUCGGGCCUGCCACGACCGAGAGGACCGCGACCGCAGAUUCUUGAUUUCGCCGAUGGGAUUGGCAAAUAUGCUAACGGGAGUAGCCGAAAGUACGAAACUUACGGCGGCAGACACACAACUCCAUCGAGCGUGACGGAUUCUAGUACGGAAAAAUCACCAUUUUCGAUUGUGGCAACGACGAGCAGCGGCGCAACGGCGGACGAGGUGGCCACGAUGGAGCCGAGCACGCUGAACUCGUCGCUGAUGAUCAUGGUGUUCACAUUCGUGGUGGUGUUCAUAUUAAUAAACGUCACCGUCGUCUCCCUGUACAUCUACCAUAAGAGGCAGAACAUGAAGGAGAAGGAGAAGUCGUUGAAGCGACGAUUCAGCGAGAAGAAGGACGACUCGGCCAAGAGGUCGAAAGUCGACAAACACGAGAAUUGCGGCCAGAUAGGCUACAAGAGCGACAGCAAGCCAGAUUUGAACGACGUGAUAAAGAACGACAAGGCCUACGACAAUAACUCCAACUUCGGCCGAAGAUCGAAACUGUCGAGACAAAACUCCAGCUCAACCAUCGACACCCACAUCAAAGUCAGAGAGUGGAUUCAACAGGAAAUUGUGCAUAGAUGCUCGCCGAGGUUCCUGCGUAAAACGCGAGAGACGCUGCAGAAGGAACAUCAGGAGAAGCUGAGCAAGCAGCAGCAAGAAGAGAAGCAACGUAUGGAGCAAGAGGCGUUAAAAGAAAGGAAGGACGAGCCGAUCUACGAAGAAAGCCCGGCACUGGUGGUGCGUCCUGGAAAGAAAUCAAAGCUGCCUAAGGUCUCCGUGGCCAUCGACGCCACGCCAGCGACCAGGACAGAGUCCAUUUUGAACCAAGUGCCCAUCGAACUAACGAAAAGCAUCGAGAUGGCGAACGAAUACGAGCAGGCCUUCAACCUGGAUCAACUAAUGGCUCCUCAGGUGGUCGUCAUAGAGCAUCAUCACUCCAGGAGCGAUCCUCUGCCGAUGGAGACCGUCCUGAAGACGAUGAAGCCAAACUUCUCCACUCCUAGGAUCUAUGAGUCGGAUUCGGGAAGCGCGAGCAGUCUGUACGCUAAGAUCAACCCGAAACUAAAGUCACGUCUACCUCGACCUGGUAUAGGAACAGGCACGGAAGUGCCGUUGUCCGAGCAAUCGAAAUAUGAAAACCCUUUCGACGAGGAAAUCUACAUGAAGACCGGGACGAUCCUAACGACUUUUGGGACGGGCGACGUGAACGUCACGUGCCGAGAACCGACUGUGGAGAGGGAAUGCAUCAGCCCGGAGGAGGCUCUGAAGACUAUCAAACGGCGAAACUAUCCGAAGGUAUUGCCGGAUAUCGAGAAGAGACGAUCACUACCUGCACCCAGCAGCCUUUUCGUGCCAAAGCAGCACGCGGGCUUAUUGAAGGACUACAAAAACGGGAAUCGAGCGAAUUUGUCGUCGAGUCAGCCGCCGUUACCACCCCCGCGGAUAUUCGGGCCGUCCAAGAGCCUAGAGAAGAGCACUUUCUUCGCGGAAGAGAAUGAGAAUCAGUACGAGGGCGAGCCGAUCACGACGAACCUGCACGUAGGUCCCUUACUGAGAAGACAAGACUCCACCAGGAACAAUUCCGACCCGAGCAUAAUAGAUUCUUUAGAAGGAAAUAGGGCUGUCCAGGCCGGCGGCAGCGUGGACACCAUUUACGCUAAUCCAAGAUGUCCGCUCCACGGAGAUCCCUUCCCGCCGACCUCGCAGAGCGUCGACGAAUAUAUCGGCAAGCCCGGCGGGUUUCUUGAGACGGGCAACCCCAAUUGGUACAAGCCUAGCGAAUCGCCAAUCGCAGCGAUGGCAUCAGCCACUUCAGAGCCGCAAAUCAAUCGAGACGAGAGACAGCUGAUAGUACCAGAAGUCGGGCUGCCGACGAUGGAACCAAAGAUUGUGAUCACGCCGAGAGUGAUUAAUCCUUGUCAGACUAAUCAGAAACCGAGUCUAUCAACGCGGCCCGAAGACAAGCUUGAUCACGAGGCAAAGACGUCCGCUGAGCCAAGACGAAAUGAGGGAUCGUCGGAGGGCUUGGACAGUUCCGGCGGUUCGUCGGUCAGGGAGACGGAGAGGAGGGAACCGCGGAUCAUCAUCACGGCGCGGGAACCGAAGAACUGCGCCCCGGUGAGCAGUCUGAAGCAGCCCAAGAUCAUCAUAAAGCCGACGGCGACUCUGCCGAGGAACAGGGAUCAGAGGAAUAUACCGAAGGUGUCAGCCAUACCAACGCCGGAACAGCAGAAUUGCCAGAACAGCGAGCGGGACCGGGCGCUGGAACUAAGGGAGAAGCCGCUCCUGAGGGAGAAGCCGAGGGUUACGAGGAUCCCGUCGUUUUCGCGCAAGAGGGAGGAGCCCGGGAUUGAAAAGCCAUCGUACGUAGAGAAGACGGAAAUCGUGCAGAGAGUGGAGGCGGCGCCCAGUAAAAUCACGAACACGCCAUCGACAUCCGAUGCCAAGUCGGGCAUACCGACGCCAACGGCAACGACGACGACGGCAACGACGGCCACGGCGACGGCCACAGCGACGACGAUGACAACGUCGACGACGACGUCGACGACGACGUCGACGCCGACGACGACAACGACAACAACGACGAUGAUGUCGAAGAGCGAGAAGUCUGCCAGCACGGAUUCCUCGUCCGCCAGCAACGGGAAUUCCAGCAACUCGAAUACCGGUACGAUCAAACGCAAGCCGACGAGCAAGAAAUAAUUGGCUCGGGCCACAUGUUACGUUUCAUACUGUUUUGCGAAUGUACACGGUUAGAGAUGCUCGGUGUCUCUCUACCCGUCCCGGCCAAGCGUUGAUGCGAGUCUCCCGGUGGCUCUCGCGAAAUCGAUAGCCUUCCGGUGAAUUCUGGGGAACUACGGCUACUCGGUACAUAGUUACCAAUUAAUGAAAUAUUAUUUCCGCAUAUUGCGAACUGCGGCGCCGUACACGUUGCGAGGUUUUUCCGUGUACACGUGGGGAGUAACAGAGCGGAAAGGCAUAAUAACGGUAUUGUUAUUUAUGUUAACGAUACAUGGGAUCUUGUAGUAGCAUUUCUAUAUAGUAUUUCUACUUGGGAUUCUGAUGAAAUGUUACGGGACGAAUUUCAAUGCUUGAAGGAUGUCGAUGUGAAUCUACUUUCACGAGGAAUUUCCCUGAAAACUGAAAACUGCAAUCGUGCACCUACAAUCGAAAAUCCUUCAUUACCAUUCGAACGAUAAAUUCCUUUCUACGUGAAGCUCUCCUCGUCCAGAUGGCAUAGUAAUACGUCAGGCGCGAUAGAACCAUUUUCUUUAGAAUUAGUAUUAUUUAUUACUGUCUCCUAGCUGUACGUUGCAAUAACAUGCAAUAACAAGUAAAUUGCAUUUUAACGACUUUAGCUCUGCUGCAAAACUUCUGUCGUUAUUUUUACCACUACGUUAUAUUAUAUUUUUCCACAACUAAUUAAGACUAUACGAGUACAAUGUAGCUAUACAUUAAAUGUAAAUAUAUAUGAUAAUAAUUGUCGACACGUUUAUGACAUUUUCAAGAGUGUCAAUAUCAUUACGGCUGAAUUAAGGCCGUGAAGUAAACCGUAUUACAUGUUUAUGGACCGUCAACACUGCUCUCGUGAGUGCCGUCGAUUGCUUGUACGUUUUUAGACACUGUAGACACGACCAGUUAAACGUUAUCGAGUAGUUGGAAGUCGAUAAUUUCUAACGGCGCCUGCGCUUUUUUACGCGUGUAUCUUUAUACGAAAAUGAGAAUAAACGUUUUUCAUACUUUUCCAGCAGAAAAUCCGGGAUGAAAAAGUCCAACCCACUAUUUAUCAUAUCACACUUCUCCCUUCUCCUUUUCCUCUCCUUGCCCACCUCCUCCUAUAUGUAAACGCUGCAUCUUGUAUCUCGUGACUUUACACGCGUUCCUGUAAACUUUAUUAUUAAGUGAAGCGAGGUCUAUAAGUCGUGUGCAGGUGCAGCGUAGAACGGCAAGGGGAGUCGGGACAAAGUGGUCGGCGAGUUCUCACUUAUAUUACUGGCGGAUCGAAUUGAUUUUCAAAGUUCGCGCGGUAAUGGGAUUCCCUUCGUCUGUAACCGCCGUCACGCGGAAAGGAAAAGGCCAUUUUUACACUGGCCCCUUCUCUCACGUUCCAAUCAGUCUAUCGCUAUAUCCUUCCCUCCGUCUCUCUCGCUUUGCUUUCCUUGUGUUUUCAUUUCAUCUCGUUCUACGUCAGCCGAUCCGACCGACAGAGUCGCUCUGAUCAGGACUAAGAAAGCAAAGAAAGAUGGGACGUGUGUUUUGAUGGUUUAUAAAAUUUUCAUUUCGCGGGUUUUUUGAUAAAAUCGGAGCCUUCUCAUGCGGAAAACGUCAAUAGGUAGACAGCGUAUUAUUAUGACUGAAACGACAUUAGUACGUUAAUUGCUAAAUACAAGAUAAUUCA